AUGGCGGCAGGCGCAGGCGCCUUCACAUGGGCCGCCUUCCCCACCAUGCCCACGCGGCGUGUGUACUGCAGCGCCGCGCACCGCGACGGGCAGCUCUUUGUGCUGGGCGGCUGCGGGGGCGGCGGGCAAGCCCUGGGCACCGCCGAGGUGCUCGACCUCCCGGCCCAGCGCUGGACCACACUCCCACCACUGCCCACGCCGCGGGCCGGCGCCGCUGCCCUCGCCCUGGGCAAGCAGAUCCUGGUGGUGGGUGGCGUGGAUGCAGUGCAGAGCCCCCUUGCCUCCGUCGAGGUCUACCAUGUGGAUGAGGGCAAGUGGGAGAAGAAGGCGGCCCUGGCACAGCCCUCCAUGGGCAUCUCAGCCGUGCAGAGAGACGGGGCUGUCUACGCACUGGGUGGAAUGGGUGCGGACACCUCUCCCCAGGCACUGGUCCGUGUCUACGAGCCGGCGAAGGACCACUGGCAGUCCCUGCCCUCCAUGCCCACCCCCUGCUACGGGGCCUCUGCCUUCCUGCAGGGCAACAAGAUCUUCGUCCUGGGGGGCCGGCAGGGCAAGCUGCCUGUCACCGCCUUUGAGGCCUUCGACCUGGAGACAAGGAGCUGGACGCGCUACCCCAGCGUGCCCAGCCGCCGCGCCUUUGCUGCCUGCGCCAUGGCCGACGGCGUUGUCUUCAGCCUGGGGGGCCUGCAGCAGCCAGGGCCCCACAACUUCUAUUCCCGUCCCCACUUCGUCAACACCGUGGAGAUGUUUGACCCUGCGCAGGGUGCGUGGAGCAAGCCGAGCCGUGCCAUCCGCAUGAGGGAGAAGAGGGCCGACUUCGUGGCUGGCUGCCUGGGAGGAAGAGUGGUGGCCGUGGGUGGACUCGGGAACCAGUCCUGCCCGCUGGACUCAGUGGAAGGGUUCAGCCUCUCGCGGAAGAAGUGGGAGCCACUGCCCCCCAUGCCCACCGGCCGCUGCUCCUGCUCCAGCUGCCCAGCACCCAGCCUGCUCUUCGUCAUCGGUGGAGUGGCCCAGGGCCCCAGCGGCGCCGUCGAGGCUCUGUGCCUGCGCGAGGUGCCCUGA
Messenger RNA from Gavia stellata (red-throated loon), 1062 nucleotides. RefSeq names its product kelch domain containing 8B (gene KLHDC8B). The transcript has 5 exons. The record is from RefSeq and is a predicted model, not a curated record. Bases 1 to 1062 code for a protein of 353 amino acids. NCBI's taxonomy places the organism in Eukaryota, Metazoa, Chordata, Aves, Gaviiformes, Gaviidae. Gene Ontology annotation, molecular function: protein binding.